CAAUAGCAAUGACAGUACAAUAUUGUAUAUUUUAUUAAAAAGAUCGCAAAAUGAAUGGUGCGAGAGUUUCUUGCGCCGCUUCUUCUCUCUGAGAGCGCCAUUUGUUUUCGAAGCGGUAGUAGUAUCUAGUAUAUUAGAAAUGACAUCAAAAAGAGUUCUAAAGGAAUCAAUUUUGAGAAAAUAAUUGCAUUUUAUGCCUUUUUAUGUUAAUAUUUUUAUACUAUGGUGCUUUACAAUUUGGAUUCACAAUUGAAUCAUUUAAGACCUCAAACGCAGAAACAGUGUAAACCUAAUCAAUUCUAAAUGAAUACGUAAUUUAAGACUGAAUAAUUUGAGUAAUUAAUCCAAUAUGUAGAUAACUGUAGGUGUUCAUAAUAACAUUAUCUAAAAUAAUACACAUUAAACACUUUGUUUGUAUCUAAAUUACUUUAUACCUUCAUACAUAUUAACAAUACGCUGUGAACCACAGUCACGAAAUCUAUAAGUAGGUAGUAUAGUACCUAAACCCACAGUGCUGCAUAUUGAAAAAUAAUAGUCAUUAAAUUAUUAAUAGCACUUCACAAAAUGUUUCGACUUAGACGAUCGUGUAUUACUUAUUCAGAUAAUUAUUAAGUGAUCAUCAAUCAAAAAGGAUAAAGUUAGUGUUGAUUUAAACAUUCGUAAUGUUGCGAUUAAUUAAUACACUAACUAUUUCGUAUUUGGUGGCAGUAAUAGUUUCAACUUAUGCCAAAGUAGAGUAUAAUAUAGUCGAGACAAGUAGUGGACUGGUUAGAGGCAGACUGGAUCAAUACAAAAGCACAAAAUAUUACUCUUACAAAGGAAUACCUUACGCUGAAAGUCCAACAGGAUCUCUACGAUUUCAACCGCCAGUACCCAAACAACCAUGGACUGGCGUUUACAAUGCAACACAGUAUGGCCCAGUUUGUCCACAAAGUGUUUGGAGAUACAAAAGAGAACAGAUGAGUGAAGAUUGUUUAGUGCUGAACAUAUUUGUCCCGGUUACAAAUAAUUCUGACAAAUUACUGCCAGUGGUCGUCAACAUUCAUGGCGGUGGUUUCAGGACUCUUUCUGGAGACAGCCAAUAUAUUUACGGCCCCGAAUUAUUAUUGCAGAAAUUAGUCAUAUUUAUCUCAGUAAACUUCAGACUCGGGCCACAUGGAUUUUUAUCAAUGAAUAGUGAAACAGCAACAGGCAAUGCCGGUUUAAAGGAUGUUAUUCUCUCAUUGAAAUGGAUAUGUAAAAACAUUGACAAAUUUAACGGUGACAAAAACAAAAUAACGCUAAUGGGACACAGUUCUGGUGCAUCAUUGAUACAUUAUUUAAUGUUAACAAAGAAGACCACAAAUCUUUUUCAGCAAGUAAUUCUCAUAAGUGGAAGUGCAUUAAAUCAAAGAGUACUGUCUAGAUAUCCUACAGAAAUAGCUCUCCAACUAGCUCAUGAACUAGGUAUUCAAACUGAUAGCAUAGACACAAGUACAAUAUUGAAAACGUUAACAGAAAUUGAUCCAUUUGAAAUUUCGGAUUCUGAUGGUAAAUUGGUCCUAGCUAAUGAAACUGCCCUACAAACUCUGUCUCUAUUUGUCCCUAAUAUUGAAAUUUCGUCGUCACACUCAAUCUUAGCAGAACAUCCAAAGUUUAUAGUUAAGGAAGGGCUUCCGCAAAAUGUACGAGUGUUGACAGGCAUCAACAGUAUGGAAGGCUUUUACAUGUAUCCUCGAAUAAUGAAACGUUUUGAAGAAUUACAAUUCAUUCACCAAAAUAAACAAAUCUUAAUACCUUCUGAUAUCGAAUAUCCUUUGAAUUCCAGAAACUCAAUAGAACUGGGAGACCUAAUAUUCAAAUUUUAUUUUAAAAACGAUUCAAGAAUCACGCAUUAUAAUAGUGAUCGUUUAAUUGAGUAUAUAUCAGAUAUUAUUUAUGUUUACAAUGUAGAUCUCUGGACCAGAAUACAUAAGCUAAGAAGAGAAAGCAGAGAAUUAUAUUUUUACGAGUUUGAAUUCGAUGGAGCAUUAAACUGGGCGAAGCUUAUGUAUGAUAUUCAAAAGCCCGGUGUCUCACAUGCAGAUGAGUUGGGAUAUUUAUUUUUGACUAAUAUUACCAAAAAUAUUAUUGACUCUAUAGAUGGAAGGACUCGUAAAAUCCUCAAUACCAUGCUAGAGUUUAUCACAAACUUUGUUAAGUAUGGGAAUCCAACACCACCCCACACAAACAGUAAUACCACAUGGCCAGAAUAUGGUAUGGAUCAAAAUUACCUUGUAAUAAAUGAUGAACUGAAAGUGAUGCAAAGAAAUGCAUCGGAACGAUAUAAAAGAAUGUGUUUUUGGGAUCAAGUGUACGAGGAGUAUUAUAAAUAUGUAAGAGACGGUGGAAUGCUGCAAAGGAAAAUAGCGCCUUAGAACACCAAUGAUUUCCAACAGCAGAAGUCUACUUUCGGCCAAUGAUGGCUGAAAGACACUACGAACAAUAUUCAUGUACACAAAUAAAAUUUGAACAACAAAAUUUUAUGAACGAUGCGGGAUACAAACCCACGACCUCCGGCGUUCCGUGCCGGUGCUCUAACCCACUGAGCUAACCGUUCGAGUACCGCCUCGUUAUAAAAUUCUGUUUGCUUUGUUCAACUCUCAGGUUGUGGCUGUAAAGUAGAUCCUCUACAAUUCUUCAUGUAGAUGAAAAGUUUUUCAAAUUUUAUUUGUGUAUUAAUCCUAGAAGUGAGGGUUAUCACUUUAAAAAACAUAACAUAUUGUUGAUAUUCAUGUAUAUAGUAAGAAUGCAGACUACCACUUAAUAGACGUAAGGGACUUGGAUCGGCAACAGAUAUAAAUGGUUAUAAAUUUGGAACAAUUGAUUUGGAAACGUGUACAGACAAAGCAGCGAGUAUUCUACGGAUAUACCCAGUAACGACGUUCGUUUUCGUCGUCCAUGUUAACACUUCCGUGUGCUUUCACAAGGGUCUCUAUACGCACUGGUCGUAAAAAUUCGGAAAAAAAACCUGACGUUUGAGAAAAAUAUAUCUAUGUCUUGAA
Molecule: messenger RNA, 3023 nt
Organism: Leptidea sinapis
Lineage: Eukaryota; Metazoa; Arthropoda; Insecta; Lepidoptera; Pieridae
Product: juvenile hormone esterase-like
Exons: 4
Coding region: 663-2396 (577 amino acids)
Source: RefSeq, a predicted model, not a curated record